AUGGCGGCGCCGGCGGACCCGGCGCAGGCGUCUGUGACCUUCGAGGACGUGGCCGUGACCUUCUCCCAGGAGGAGUGGGGGCAGCUGGACGUGGCCCAGAGGACCCUGUACCAGGAGGUGAUGCUGGAGACCUGCACGCUCCUGGCGUCUCUGGGGUGCCCCGUGCCCAGACCCUCGCUGGCCUGCCCGCAGGAGCUGGAGCAGGAGCAAGAGCAGGAGCUGGAGCAGGAGCAGGAGCUGGAGCAGGAGCAGGAGCAGGAGCUGUGGGUGGUGAGGACCGAUCUCUCCCGAGGCAUCUGUCCAGAUGAGAAAGAAAGAGCUGAGACCACAGAACCCGCUGCUUGUGAGCUCGCCCUGCCUGAGCGACCCUCCCUUCUAAAACUGCUAAUACAAGGAGCCGAGCCCCUGGCAGACUUCCAGGCGGGCCGGACCGCGGGCUGGAGCGGGCCGUGGGAAGUGCCCGGCGGACAGUCGGGGCUGGGGAUAGACCUGCAGGAGGAGAAGCUUCCUAGGAGACCCCGCUCCGAGCACGGCGGCUUCGGGACAGCGGAGGGUGUGUGCGUGAGGGCCGUGCGGGAGCCGGCCCCCACCGUGCGAGCUCUCCUGGAGCACGACUUGUGCAGGCUGGGCGCAGACCACACGGCUCAGGGCGGGGGGGGCCUCUUUCCCUGCAGCGAAUGCGGGAAAGUGUUCAACAAGAAGCGCCUCCUGGCCCGACACAUGUGGGUUCACUCGGGACUGAAGCCCUACGAGUGCACAGAGUGUGGGAAAACGUUCAGUAAGAGCACGUACCUCCUCCAGCACCACAUGGUCCACACGGGGGAGAAGCCCUACAAGUGCGCGGAGUGCGGGAAGGCCUUCAGCCGCAAGUCACACCUGACACAGCACCAGCGGAUUCACAGCGGAGAGAAGCCCUACAAGUGCGACGAAUGCGGGAAGGCCUUCACCCACCGCUCGACGUUCGUCCUCCAUACCAGGAGCCACACGGGGGAGAAGCCCUUCGUGUGCAAGGAGUGCGGCAAGGCCUUCCGGGACAGGCCGGGCUUCAUCCGGCACUACAUCAUCCACAGCGGCGAGAACCCCUACGAGUGCUUCGAGUGCGGGAAGGUCUUCAAACACAGGUCCUACCUCAUGUGGCACCAGCAGACCCACACGGGGGAGAAGCCCUACGAGUGCAGCGAGUGUGGGAAAACCUUCUGUGAGAGCGCGGCCCUCAUCCACCACUACGUCAUCCACACGGGGGAGAAGCCCUUCGAGUGCACGGAGUGCGGGAAGGCCUUCAACCACCGGUCGUACCUCAAGAGGCACCAGCGCAUCCACACCGGGGAGAAGCCGUACGUGUGCGCGGAGUGCGGCAAGGCCUUCACCCACUGCUCCACGUUCAUCCUGCACAAGCGGGCCCACACGGGGGAAAAGCCGUUUGAGUGCAAGGAAUGCGGCAAAGCCUUCAGCAAUCGGGCCGACCUCAUCCGGCACUUCAGCAUCCACACCGGGGAGAAGCCCUACGAGUGCGGGGAGUGCGGGAAGGCCUUCAACCGCAGGUCAGGCCUCACGAGGCACCAGCGGAUCCACAGCGGAGAGAAGCCCUACGUGUGCAGCGAGUGUGGGAAAACCUUCUGCUGGAGCACCAACCUCAUCCGACACGCCGUCAUCCACACCGGGGAGAAGCCCUACGAGUGCGGCGAGUGCGGGAAGGCCUUCAGUCGUAACUCAUCCCUCACGCAGCAUCAGAGGGUUCACACGGGGAGAAACCCAGUCGGUGUGACACAAGUGGGAAGACCCUUCCCAAGCGGACAGUCCUCCGUCAACUUCCAAGAACUCCUGCUGGGAGAAGACUUUCUGAAUGUAAACACUGUGGAGAAUGUUCUGCCGGAAGAAUCUCCAUACUCGGACUCGAGUUGCUCAUACCAAAGAGAAACCCCAGAGUUGUCUUCCCUGUGA
Pipistrellus nathusii (Nathusius's pipistrelle) is the source of this 1941-nucleotide messenger RNA. The record is from the annotation of a GenBank genome assembly. Lineage: Eukaryota; Metazoa; Chordata; Mammalia; Chiroptera; Vespertilionidae.